UAACACAGCGAUGAGAACCACAGUCAGCGAUUCUCACAACCAACAUCUGAAACGACAUGGGAUUCUCUUCUUCCUCUCGCUGGCCUGCAGCUUCUGCGCUACUGCUUUGCCUUUGCAUGACAUUAUUAUGCAGAGUCCAAGGUGAAACUCAAAAGCUUUACAUAGUUUACCUAGGUCACGUGAAGCAUGGACACCCCGAUGAUGUCGUUGCUUCGCACCAUGAUAUGCUCGCCACUCUCCUGGGAAGCAAGGAAGACUCGGCGGCCUCCGUGGUGUACAACUACAAGCAUGGCUUCUCAGGCUUCGCCGCCAUGCUCACCCCAAAGCAAGCCAAGCAACUUGCAGAGUUUCCGGAGGUUAUCAGUGUAGAGUUGAGCAAAAGGCACACGACGACCACCACGCGCAGCUGGGACUUUCUUGGUCUCAACUACCACACGCCGGGCACUGGGCAACUCCACGGAACCAACUACGGCGAGGAUGCAUGUGGUCAAAAACUUAACUACGGAGAAGAUGUCAUCAUCGGGGUGGUCGACACCGGGAUAUGGCCGGAGUCGAGAAGCUUCAACGAUGAAGGCUAUGGCCCCGUGCCAUCAAGGUGGAAAGGGAAGUGCCAAGUUGGUCCAGACUGGGACAUACAUAAUUGCAGUCGUAAGAUCAUCGGCGCAAGGUUCUACAGCGCGGGAAUUCCCGAUCGGUUCCUCAAGUCGGACUCGCUCUCGCCCCGUGACCACAGCGGUCAUGGCACGCAUUGCGCGUCCACCGCGGCGGGCUCGGCCGUGGAGGCGGCCAGCUUCAAUGGCCUCGCCCAGGGGGUGGCACGGGGAGGCGCACCACGUGCUCGCAUCGCGGUGUACAAGGCUCUCUGGGGCGCCGAGGGCGCUGGUGGUUCGGCCACCGUGCUCGCCGCCAUCGAUGAUGCAAUCCAUGAUGGAGUGGACGUGUUGUCCUUGUCUCUCAAUGUCCCGGACGAGAACUCGUUCGGGGCUCUGCACGCGGUUCAGAAGGGAAUCACGGUUGUGUACACGGCGGGUAACAACGGGCCCAGGCCACAAACUGUUAAGAACAACUCACCGUGGGCCAUCACCGUUGCAGCUAGCAAGAUCGACCGGUCCUUCCCCACGGUGAUUACGCUGGGAAACAAGCAGCAGAUAGUGGGACAGUCUCUCUAUUACCAAGUGAAGAACUCGACCAGGAGCAGUUUCACAAGUCUUAUCGUUUCCGCGUGUACCGUGGAAGAACUUAAUGUCACGGACGUGAAAGGGCAAAUCUUGCUCUGCUUCCAGUACCCAAACGAUAGAAACGCCCUCGACCCAGGGAAAUUUUUUGCGCAGGUGUCACAGUUCGUCCGGAAUGGCGGGGGAUCUGGUCUUAUUUUCGCUCAAUAUACCACCGAUAUUUUAACUGGCACAAUUUGCCAAGGCAUUGCCUGUGUUCUCGUGGACUUCGACACUGCGACUGAGAUUGAAAAGUACUGGAUUGCCAGCAGCUCUCCCGUGGCAAAGAUUGAACCAGCGCGCACCGUAACGGGGAAAGAGAUACUGGCGCCAAAGGUUGCAUCGUUCUCCUCAAGAGGUCCAUCACCUGAUUACCCCGACAUCAUAAAGCCAGACAUAGCUGCACCUGGAGCAAACAUUUUGGCAGCAAAGGAAGAUUCCUAUGUAUUCAUGUCCGGGACAUCCAUGGCGGCCCCUCACGUAUCCGGCGUCGUCGCGGUUCUGAAAGCCUUGCACCCACACUGGUCCCCGGCGGCAAUAAAAUCAGCCAUCGUCACCUCCGCACAUGUCACCGACGAGCGCGGCAUGCCGAUACUGGCGGAGGGGAUACCCCGGAAGACCGCCGACCCGUUCGACUACGGCGGUGGUAACAUCAACCCUAUCGGAGCAGCUGACCCUGGACUGGUCUACGACAUCAAUCCCCGUGACUACACCAAAUUCUUUGGUUGCACCAUUGUCAGGAGGACCAAUGUGAGCUGCGAUGAGACGACAUUGCCAGCCAACUACCUAAACCUGCCCUCCAUUGCGGUUCCCAACCUGAGGCGUCCGGUCACCUUGUCCAGGACUGUUACUAACGUCGGCGAGGUCAACUCUAUGUACCGCGCUGUGGUGCAGAGCCCGGUAGGAGUCAUGAUGGAGGUUGAACCGUCGGUGCUGGUGUUCGAUGCAGCGAAUAAAGUGCACACAUUUAAGGUGAUAUUAUCACCAGUGUGGAAACUACAGGGGGACUACACGUUUGGCAGCAUUACUUGGCGUAGUGACCGAAAGGCUGUCAGGAUCCCGGUUGCGACGCGGAUCACAACCCAGGAUUUCUAUGCAGAUGUUGCAUAAUUAAGUAGCAAUGUAUUCAGAUAGGAAAUAAUGUUGUACAAACAACAAAACAAAAAUGGAGGCAUGUCUUUUAUAAAGGCUAGAGGACAUUUUCAGUAGGUAAUGAAAAAAGGAAGGUUAUCUGCUGUGAUGGGUACCUAGUUGAUAAGGACGUGCAAUGCGGACACAUCUCUCUAGGUGAUCUUU
This is a messenger RNA of Lolium rigidum, 2510 nucleotides long. Its product is annotated as subtilisin-like protease SBT3.9. Gene Ontology annotation, molecular function: serine-type endopeptidase activity. Gene Ontology annotation, biological process: proteolysis. Lineage: Eukaryota; Viridiplantae; Streptophyta; Magnoliopsida; Poales; Poaceae. Bases 57 to 2324 code for a protein of 755 amino acids. The record is from RefSeq and is a predicted model, not a curated record. The transcript is spliced from 10 exons.